Molecule: messenger RNA, 3594 nt
Organism: Apis laboriosa (Himalayan honeybee)
Lineage: Eukaryota; Metazoa; Arthropoda; Insecta; Hymenoptera; Apidae
Gene: shaker
Product: potassium voltage-gated channel protein Shaker
Exons: 8
Coding region: 257-1780 (507 amino acids)
Biological process (GO): protein homooligomerization; potassium ion transmembrane transport
Cellular component (GO): membrane; voltage-gated potassium channel complex
Molecular function (GO): delayed rectifier potassium channel activity; protein binding
Source: RefSeq, a predicted model, not a curated record
CGAGGAAUUCGGAGCGCCGUGUGGACGAAUGAAAAACAACGAUGCACGAGACACGCUUGUUAUUGGCCACGAGCCUGAUAAACUUUGUUAUUUCAAUUGCUCAUGGGCGGAUAUUAAUUAAGAGUCGCUUAAGCUGCCUGGCGCGUUGCCUGCUAUCACACGACAAUCGGCCCUCUAACUUUCGAUCAAAAUGGAUCCGCACCUUUCUUCAAACGCGUGAGUCACGAGACGCGAGCCUUCACCGUCUCAAGGAAAGAUGGCAUCGCUGCCGAAACUCAGCAGCCAGGACGAGGAUGGGCCGAACCCACAUACCCAAUACACAGGCGUCACGCAGUUCGAGCCCAUACCGCACGAUCAUGAUUUUUGCGAAAGGGUCGUCAUUAACGUGAGCGGGCUACGGUUUGAGACGCAGCUGCGUACGCUGAAUCAAUUUCCGGACACGCUCCUUGGCGAUCCGCAUAGGCGUAUCCGAUACUUCGAUCCGCUUCGCAACGAGUACUUCUUCGAUCGGAAUCGGCCCUCCUUCGACGCGAUACUUUACUAUUACCAGAGCGGUGGCAGGCUCCGUCGCCCGGUCAACGUUCCUCUCGAUGUCUUCUCCGAGGAGAUCAAGUUCUACGAGCUGGGCGAGCUGGCCACCAACAAAUUCAGGGAGGACGAGGGGUUCAUCAAGGAGGAGGAGAAGCCGCUGCCGUCGCACGAGUUGCAGAGGAAGGUCUGGCUGCUGUUCGAGUACCCGGAGAGCUCGCAAGGCGCCCGGGUAGUGGCCAUAAUAUCCGUGAUCGUGAUCCUCCUCUCGAUCGUGAUAUUCUGCCUGGAGACCCUGCCCGAGUUCAAACACUACAAGGUCUUCAACACUACCACGAACGGCACGAAGAUCGAGGAGGACGAAGUGCCGGAUAUCACGGACCCGUUCUUCCUAAUAGAGACUAUUUGUAUCAUCUGGUUCACGUUCGAGUUAUCGGUGCGCUUCCUCGCCUGUCCAAAUAAACUGAACUUCUUCCGUGACGUAAUGAACUUCAUCGACAUCAUCGCGAUCAUUCCUUACUUCAUCACCCUCGGCACAGUGAUGGCCGAGGAGGAGGAGACGCUUGACCUACCAAAGGCGCCGGUAAGCCCGCAGGACAAGAGCACGAACCAGGCGAUGUCCCUGGCGAUACUCAGGGUCAUCAGGCUCGUAAGGGUGUUCCGGAUAUUCAAGCUGUCCAGGCAUAGUAAAGGCCUUCAGAUCCUCGGCCGUACCCUCAAGGCCUCCAUGAGGGAGCUCGGCUUACUCAUCUUUUUCCUAUUCAUCGGUGUGGUGCUAUUCUCAUCGGCGGUAUACUUCGCGGAGGCCGGCUCCGAGAAUUCGUUCUUCAAGUCCAUUCCGGACGCGUUCUGGUGGGCCGUUGUCACGAUGACGACCGUGGGCUAUGGUGACAUGACGCCCGUGGGAGUCUGGGGGAAGAUCGUGGGCUCUUUGUGCGCGAUCGCCGGUGUGUUGACGAUCGCCCUGCCUGUGCCCGUCAUUGUCUCCAACUUCAACUACUUCUAUCAUCGUGAGACUGAUCAGGAAGAAAUGCAGUCGCAGAACUUCAAUCACGUGACCAGCUGCCCGUAUCUUCCUGGUACGAGUCAACACUUGAAGAAGAGCUCGAUGUCAGAAUCGUCGUCGGAGAUAAUGGAGUUGGAAGAGGGCAUAUUGCUCACUCAUCCCGAGAUUACGAAGAAGCCCAACUGCAACCCUCGCCAUAAUAACAAUAUUAAUCCAGCCUGUAUGAGCAUCGAGACUGACGUCUGACUACUAGUGAAGGAGACUGUGGCAACGUGGUGGCCAAUGCUGGGACAUUUAUCGAAGAACAGCUACAGCUUCCUACGAUGCCUGACGUAGGCCUCCUUCACACGUCGUCGUAGUCGCGCUAGCUGCGAUCGCUAACGAUAGCGCGUGUACGCAUGCGCGCUAGCUGUUAGCUCGCACGCGGCUGCGCAUGCGCGCGCGCGCACCAACCCGCCGUCUGUCCAUAAAUUUGUCAAUACGAGGGGUGCUUCCAAUCCAUUUUACCACGUUUGUCAACGAGACAAGAAGAAGAAGAAGAAAAAAAAAAGGACGUGAUGAAAAAACGAGGGAAUUCAACGACCAAGAAUCGGCUGGCUGAUAAUCAGUGUAAUUUUUUUCCAUCAGAAUUCGAGAGUGAGUUCGAAAAAAAUAAUAACGAGAGAAGAAUACGAAGCAGGGAUGUGGAAAACGUCAAGGGACGACGUUAAACGACGUAACUAUAUAUAUAUAUAUAUACAUAUAUAUAUAUAGGGGCCGAAAUGAAGGGCGAAAAAAAAGUGAAAAGUAAACGAGAAAAGAGGUGGCAACGAGAGUUUCGACCGAGAGGAACCGUGUGUCGAAAAAUAUCGGGACAGCCGUUUCAAAGGUGUUUACGGUAUAAACGCACCCCACGUAGGGACCUACAUGCUAAUAAGGGGAUGGAUCGGCAUGUUUCAGUCGCUUGUCCACUUCCCACACCACCGACUCCAGUGUUCAAUACAAAUGAUAACAAAUAAAUAAAAAAAUAAAAAAAAUAACAAAUAAACGGUAUAAAAAAAACGAAACGAAAGGGGGGGAAGGGGAAGAAGAGUGAAGACGGUUUCGCGAACUCUAAAAAAUAAAAAUAAAUAAAUUUAAAAAAAAAUUAAAAAUAAAACGAAAAAAAAGUAUAUAAGAGAACGUCGUCGAGCCUUACCCCCCACCGAUGUUCGCGCAAAUGGCCGGCUAACAAUGGCGGAUCGAAGGGGGUAUCCAGCCGGCAACGAAACCAGGGGAAUCGUACCAGAUAAUACUAAUUAAUUAUUAUCGAUGUAAAUUAUAUCGAGGUAGGCGAAGGUACGCUAAACAAACAAACAAACAAACAAAAAAAAAAUAAUUAAAUAAAAUAUUCGUUUUAAUGAAUUAUAACACUGCGCGAAAACGGACGAAGCCACGAUCGAGCGGAAGAGGAGGACAAAAUGAUGGAGGAGAGAAAGAGAAAGAGAAAGAGAGAGACAGAAAGACAGAGAGAGAAAGAAACGGAAGGAAAAAUGGCGAUGGUGCUCGCGGUGAGAGGACGGACUUACGGAAGAUAAUAUCGUACGUGUUGCACGGCGAGUAGCUAACAAGUGUGUCUUGCAGCGUAGAGACAAGUUUCCUUUUUUUUUUUUCACUAUGAAUAAAAUACUCAAAGUAAGUCGGAAUUAUAUACUGUAUAUUCGUAUAUUUCGAACACCGAGAGACCAUUUGGAAUGCAAUUCGUUUUUCGGGGUGUAACACCAACAUGUACUCCCAUAAUCCAUAACACGUAAACAUUUAUACAAAACUCAUACGUACACACACAGGAUACACACGAAAUCCACGACCAACACAAACAAAAAAAAUAUUAUAUACGAUAUUUCAAAGGGAUAGGCGUGCGUUGCUCUCGUCGAACGGUUAAGUAGCGGUAGCCGUCGAUCGUGCACGAAUCACGGAGUUACAUAUACGAUGUAAGUCGAGUUUUAGACAACAUCGGUGCUUUCCAAAGACGAGUGUAAAAAUUUUAUGGAGAAAAUAUGUUAUCGUCGAGUUAUUUCGAAAAAAAAAAAAAAAAAGAAAAA